CUCUCCACCUUGUUUUUGAUUUUCCUCCCUCGGGAAUAUUCCAGGCUGCUAUCAACCGUCCUGAGUGAGAUUCGAUGACGACUCCUCUAAAUAUCAAGUGUGAGACGUGUACCAAUUUAAUUAUCUACCCGGGAUCGAGACAAACAGAGAAAAAAGCCGGGGGAAAAAACAUUUCCGAGCUAUUUGUUUUCUGAAGCACACAUUCAAAGUGUUUGAUGGUCUUAGGGUUUGUUCUUCAGCACUGAAAGUUGGAAAAUAAUGCCAUGGAGAGAGCUGGAAAUGAAGCUAUGGAAGUUCGACUGGAUUGGAAGGCGGAGUUAGCAGCACUCGAACAGUUCACGACUGAGUUGUACACCGCUAAAGGGAAAGAGAAAGCGAAAGGUGAAAGAAAAGUUGUAUGGGAGAAGUUUCUUCCACGGCGGUCUCUGAGAGUACUACUGGCGGAGGCUGAUGAUUCCACGCGCCAGAUUGUCAGUGCUCUGCUGUGUAAUUGCAGUUAUCAAGUAACUGCAGUUGGAGAUGGGCUGCUAGCGUGGGGGCUUUUGGAAGAUCCAAGCAAUUGUUUUGACCUUGUGUUGACAGAGGUGGCUAUGACAUCGCUCUCUGGAUUCAACCUUCUCUGUAAGAUCAUGAGUCAUGAGAACUUGAAACACAUUCCUGUGAUAAGUAAGACACAUUUACUCAAACCGUCAAACGUUUUGUCAUAUGUUGACUUUUUGUUUUUUAUUAUGAAAGCUACUGCAGUAUUACUCUCCAGCAAAAGGCGUCUACAUUUUUUUUCCUUGUUGCAUGCAGUGAUGUCAUCCCUUGAUUCUAUGAGCAUAGUUUUCAAAUGUUUGACUAAGGGUGCUGUGGACUUUCUUGUUAAACCUGUUCGGAAGAACGAGUUACAGAACUUAUGGCAGCAUGUCUGGAGGAGGUGCCAUAGUUCAAGUUGCAGUGGUACUGGAAGACAGAACCAAAAUGCUGCCCAGAGAAAGAAUGAAGCUGGAUAUGAUAACAAUACUGACAGUAUUGUUGGAAUUGAGAAUGCAAGUGGUGGUUUGGAUAUCAGAGAAGGCAGUGACAAUGGAAGUGGUACACAAGGUUCAUGGACCAAUCAACAUGAAGUUGAAAUUUCAUAUCAGAGAGGUAAAUGGAAGCGACAUCAUGGCAGCAAGUUUGCUCAGGCUACACAGAUGAAGAAUGAGAAGACACAGAAUAACUGGAUGCAGAGUGUGAAAACUUAUGCAAAAGCUUGUGAUGAUGCAAUAGGUCAGGAUCUGGUAAUUGCUGUUCCUGGACGAGUUCCCACACAUAUGGAAUGCCUUCGAGAGAAAAGUACUUUUCAUGAUCAAUCUUGUCAAAACCAAGAAGUUGACUGCUCAGCAAGCUGUGGAGAGGGUGACCAUCUAGGUGAUGAAUCUGUUAAAGAGGGUAGUGAGCCAAAGGCUAUUGACUUGAUUGGAAAGAUGGGCAGUGAACCUCAUUGCAGGAAUGGGGAUAAAGAAGAUAGUAGGAGUGGAGAAGAACUGGAGCUUACUCUAAAUCGUCCACGAGCUAAUUGGAAUGAAUAUAGCAAGCUCAAAGACAAAUGUACACUUAGACAGUCAGAUGCUUCUGCAUUUUCAAGGUAUAACGUGGGUGACAUACAUUUUUCAUUUCCAUGGGGUGGUUCCUUUCCAGUUAAUUUAUACCCGAAAAACAAAGUGCAAUAUUAUGUCUCUUCUGAAAACACUGGAUCAUUACAUUUGAGAGUCCCAUUUGAGCAGUUGGGUUGUUCAAAGCGAAGUAGUGGUGAUGCUCCUGAUCAAUAUCAAUUAUCACAUAGUGCCAACAAUCAAGAUAAGGGCUCUUCUGGUCAAGCUGCUUGCCCAAGCUCUGUGCCGAUGAAAGAUGAGACACCUGUGUCCCUGCCAAUGGGUGCAGCUAUACCCAUAUCACCUGGUUCCUUUCCAGUUAAUUUAUACCCGAAAAACAAAGAGCAAUAUUGUGUUUCUUCUGAAAACACUGGAUCAUUACAUUUGACAGUCCCAUUUGAGCAGUUGGGUUGUUCAAAGCGAAGUAGUGGUUAUGCUCCUGAUCAAUAUCAAUUAUUACAUAGUGCCAACAAUCAAGAUAAGGGCUCUUCUGGUCAAGCUGCUUGCCCAAGCUCUGUGCCGAUGAAAGAUGAGACACCUGUGUCCCUGCCUAUGGGUGCAGCUAUGCCCAUAUCACCUGGAAUUAUCUCCUUUGAUGGUGUACCACCACCAUAUGGCACUUCAUUGCAUCCCAUGUUCUAUUCUUAUCCAGGGGUUCCUAUAUGGGGUUCAGAUACACCACUCAAAGCAGAGAGAGAAGAUGCUCGGGAUAAUUCUUCUUAUCACGAGCCACAUUGUGUUCCCCUUCAUGUUCCUGAUCAUUCUCGUCAUUACAAUCACCUUCAUCACCACCACAUUCAAUAUCAUCACCAUCAUCAUCACCAUCACCACCAUGAAAGGCAUGAACAUAAGAAACAUGCUAGACAAGAUGAAUGUGCUGUAGAUAAUGCAGCUACAACAGCUCAGGGUGGUUCGUAUAUUAUGACCAGGAAUACUCUGAGUCUGGGUGGUAAUUGUGGGGAGAGUGGAAGCAGUAAUGGUCAUGGAAGUAAUGGUGAUGCCGAUAGAAGUGCAUCUGGAAGCAACAACAAUGGAAUCAAUGUGCCUACUGGAAAGAGCACUGUUGCUGUAAUUCCUGGAGCCAAUGGGGGCAGUGGGACUGGCAAUACAAGUACUACUGGCAGUGGAGUUGAAAACAACCUAUCUGCUCGUCGGGAGGCAGCAUUGGUGAAAUUCCAGCAGAAGAGGAAAGAGAGAUGCUUCGAAAAAAAGGUUCGAUAUCAAAGUAGAAAAACGUUUGCAGAACAGCGGCCUCGAGUAAAAGGACAAUUUGUUCGUCAUCUGUCAAUCAACAAAUCUGAAGCUGGUGAAGAAAAAUGAUAGAUAUACAUGAAAUCUGCAUUCAGCCAUUACAAUAGGUAUUUCUUUCCAAAAGAAAGUUCAAGAUCAAGAAUUUUGGGUCACCACGAAGCUCUCCACACAUGAAAUCGACAAGUUCAUGAUUGGAUAGAUGAUGAGUUUUGAAGAAUGUCAUAGUUUGUGGCGAUUCUGUUCUCCACGUUAGUAGGAGCAGUUCUUGAUGAAUACGUUCUUAGUUGUUGAAAAGUAUACCAAUGUUUUAUGCGACUAGGUCAUUGGUAUCAAUGUCUUGGAUGGUAUUGGCUGUAUAUAUGUCUGAAGUUUGUAUUUUGCUUUAAAAACUGUAAAAUAUUCGACUCCAAGCUUGCAUAUCUUCACUCUAAAACUUGGAUUUAAAUGAUUUGCGAAAACAUAACCUGUAUGUUGGUCUAGUAUAAUGCAAUAUUAAAAGUUAAAUGAGAUGGACUAAGAAGAACGAACGCAUGUGUUCGACAUCAUUUCAUUA
Messenger RNA from Cryptomeria japonica (Japanese cedar), 3423 nucleotides. RefSeq names its product two-component response regulator-like PRR37. Lineage: Eukaryota; Viridiplantae; Streptophyta; Pinopsida; Cupressales; Cupressaceae. The transcript is spliced from 8 exons. Gene Ontology annotation, biological process: phosphorelay signal transduction system; cytokinin-activated signaling pathway; regulation of flower development. The record is from RefSeq and is a predicted model, not a curated record. Gene Ontology annotation, molecular function: protein binding. Bases 264 to 2939 code for a protein of 891 amino acids.